GCAGUGCGAGGUAGCUAGAACCUUUUGAACAACGCGCUUCAUAAGAUCGACGACGAGGCUCUCGAUUUAUCAAGCGAGGACAGCGGCGUGUGUCAGCAGAAAAGCUUGUGUCUCGGAGUCAGUGUAGCCAUGCCGUGUUUUCUUCUGUUCACGAAUCUGCCAGCAAGUGCCAUCCCAAAGGGUUUUUUGUUGGAAACCUCAAAUGUCAUCGCCAAAGCUAUACGGAAACCGGAAACUUAUGUGACGGUGAGGAUUCAUCCAGAUCAGAUGAUGAGCCACGGGGGUACGACUGAUCCAUGUGCCAACUCCGAGCUGCAGAGUAUCGGACACAUGGGGAAAGAGGAAAACAUUCAGAUGUCCAAAGAAAUUUCAGAAUUCCUGCAACAAAAGCUUGGUAUUGACCCUAAAAGAAACUACAUCAAAUUUACCAACAUGGAACGACUUGAGGUCGGGUAUGGCGGGACCACAUUUGCAGCCUUGUAGGGAUCACGCACUAAUGGAAAUAAACAGCUGGAUUGGGCAAAAUAUUGACUGCAAAAUCUUCAUUUUAAUCAACUUACGAUGAACCAUAGUAUCAGUGGUGAAGGCUUGUCAUUUUCAUACUCAUGUUAAAUUUGUUUGUCACAUCAGCAGCAUCUAUGUCUAUGGCAGCUCUGUAAGAGUACAAUACAUGCCAGUGAAAAGCUAUAAAAUCGCAUCACUUCAGUUAGGGAAAUCGAAGUAAUAUAACAUCUGUCGUUGAGAUGUACCAGGUCGAACAAUGUGGUAUUUCUCUUGAACAUAUUAACUCUUAGUCUGCUGAAUUAAUUUGAAGAGUGACAUUUAGUGAUGUAGAACAGUUCAUUAAGUAAGAUUUAUAUUUUUGUUAUCUUUUGCAUGACCAGUCUUAUGGUUUUUAACAUGACCUGUGCAUGUUGCACUAAUGCCGCCAUCCUUAAUAUGCCAUACUUUCCUAAUUAACGUGAAUUUUCAAUCUAUAUCUCGGUGAAAAAUCCCUCAAAUAAUUAUUAAUUAAUAUUAUUUUAAAUAUAAAUUGUCAGUCCAAGAGAAUACCCAUUCUAGAUUAUCCACUGAAACUGAUAAAAAAUGUCCAGCUUCCAGUACGACCAUUGUCACACAGUCCAAGGGUUAAGAGAUAUCAAGCUGUCUCAUACUUCUCCAUGCAUGAUACAGUACUGUAUGGAAGUUGAUGCACAGAUGAAGUCUGAUAUUUGUAUUAAAUGUGUAAAACUGGA
Messenger RNA from Haliotis rufescens (red abalone), 1235 nucleotides. Its product is annotated as macrophage migration inhibitory factor-like. Gene Ontology annotation, molecular function: phenylpyruvate tautomerase activity; cytokine activity. Bases 130 to 483 code for a protein of 117 amino acids. The transcript is spliced from 3 exons. Lineage: Eukaryota; Metazoa; Mollusca; Gastropoda; Lepetellida; Haliotidae. The record is from RefSeq and is a predicted model, not a curated record.